Fukomys damarensis (Damara mole-rat) is the source of this 3781-nucleotide messenger RNA. RefSeq names its product MALT1 paracaspase (gene Malt1). Gene Ontology annotation, molecular function: cysteine-type endopeptidase activity. Gene Ontology annotation, biological process: proteolysis. The transcript has 16 exons. NCBI's taxonomy places the organism in Eukaryota, Metazoa, Chordata, Mammalia, Rodentia, Bathyergidae. The record is from RefSeq and is a predicted model, not a curated record. The coding region runs from base 119 to 2311 and encodes 730 amino acids.
UUCACACACAUUGUUGACCUGAAUUAAAUCUGUUGUUUUCAGUUGUCUGGACCUGGAGCAGUGUUCUCUUAAAGUAUUGGAGCCUGAAGGAAGCCCAAGCCUGUGUUUACUGAAACUAAUGGGUGAAAAAGGUUGUACAGUCAUGGAAUUGAGUGACUUCUUGCAGGCUAUGGAACACACUGAACUUCUGCAGUUUCUCAGCCCCCCAGGGAUAAAGAUUACUCUAAAUCCAGAAUCAAAGUCAGUCUUGGCUGGACAGUUCGUGAAAUUAUGUUGCCGGGCAACUGGACAUCCUUUUGUACAAUAUCAGUGGUUCAAAAUGAAUAAAGAGAUUCCAUAUGGAAAUGCAUCCGAACUUAUUUUUAACACAGUGAAUGUAAAGGAUGCAGGCUUCUAUGUUUGUCGUGUUAAUAAUAAUUCCACAUUUGAAUUCAGCCAGUGGUCACAGCUAGACGUUUGUGAAGUGACAGAAGUAACAGAAACCUUCCAAAAAAAUUGGGAUGAAUCCAAGUUGCAAAUCUGUGUUGAACCAAAGUCCCAAAAGCUAAUGCCAGGAAGCACAUUGGUUUUACAGUGUGUUGCUAUUGGAAGCCCUAUUCCUCAAUACCAGUGGUUCAAAAAUGAAUCACCACUAACACAGGAGACAAAAAAGGUAUACAUGGUGCCUUAUGUGGAUUUGGAACAUCAAGGAACCUACUGGUGUCAUGUAUAUAAUGAUCGAGAUAGUCAAGACAGUAUGAAGGUAGAAAUCAUCAUAGGAAGAACAGAUGAGGCAGUGGAGUGCACUGAAGAUGAAUUAAAUAAUUUUGGCCAUCCUGACAGUAAAGAGCAAAUAACUGACCAGUCUUUGGCAAAAGACAAAGUUGCACUUUUGAUAGGAAAUAUGAAUUACUGGGAACACCCCAAGCUUAAAGCUCCCUUGGUGGAUGUGUAUGAGUUGACCAACUUGUUAAGACAGCUGGAUUUCAAAGUUGUUUCAUUGCUGGAUCUAACUGAAUAUGAAAUGCGUAAUGCUGUGGAUGAAUUCUUACUACUUUUAGAUAAAGGAGUAUAUGGUUUACUAUAUUACGCAGGACAUGGUUAUGAAAAUUUCGGGAACAGCUUUAUGGUCCCUGUUGAUGCUCCAAAUCCAUAUAGGUCUGAAAAUUGUCUUUGUGUGCAAAAUAUACUGAAGUUGAUGCAAGAAAAAGAAACUGGACUCAAUGUGUUCUUGUUGGAUAUGUGUCGGAAAAGAAAUGACUAUGAUGAUACCAUUCCAAUCUUGGAUGCACUAAAAGUCACCGCCAAUAUCGUGUUUGGAUAUGCCACGUGUCAAGGAGCAGAAGCUUUUGAAAUCCAACAUUCUGGAUUGGCAAAUGGAAUCUUCAUGAAAUUUUUAAAAGAUAGAUUACUUGAAGACAAGAAAAUUACUGUGUUACUAGAUGAAGUUGCAGAAGAUAUGGGCAAAUGUCACCUUACCAAAGGUAAACAGGCUCUGGAGAUUCGAAGCAGUUUGUCUGAAAAGAGAGCACUCACUGAUCCAAUUCAAGGGACGGCUUCUUCUGCAGAGUCUCUGGUGCGGAAUCUGCAGUGGGCCAAGGCUCAUGAACUUCCAGAAAGCAUGUGUCUUAAAUUUCAGUGUGGUGUUCAGAUUCAGUUAGGAUUUGCAGCUGAAUUUUCCAACGUCAUGAUAAUCUAUACAAGUAUAGUCCAUAAACCACCUGAGAUAAUAAUGUGUGAUGCCUACGUUACUGAUUUCCCACUUGACCUAGAUAUUGACCCAAAAGAUGCAAAUAAAGGAACUCCUGAAGAAACUGGCAGCUACUUAGUAUCGAAGGAGCUGCCCAAGCACUGCCUCUACACAAGACUCAGCUCUCUGCAAAAAUUAAAGGAACAUCUGAUUUUCACAGUGUGUUUAUCAUAUCAGUACUCAGGACUGGAGGACACUGUGGAGGAGAAACAAGAAGUGAAUGUUGGGAAGCCUCUCAUUGCUAAAUUAGACAUGCACCGAAGUCUGGGCAGGAAGACUUGCUAUCAGACAUGCCUGAUGUCUGAUGGGCCUUACCACAGCUCCACACCCACCUCUGGGGGAGCAGGGCAUUAUCCUUCAUCUCAGGACUCAUUCCAUGAUGUCUACCAUUCACAUCUUGGUAAUUCCGAGAGCGUUAUGCCAUCCGACAGAUGUCAUUGCAGCCGGACUCCUAAUGCAUUUAUUUCAAGUUAUCAUACCCACCAUUACUCCUGUCGGCUGGCUAGGAGUAACACGCCAGUGGAGACAACCGAUGAAAUGCCAUUCAAUUUCUCUGAUGGGCUCAGGAUUUCUGAAAAGUGACUUUGUUUUUUAAAGUUCCACAUAAUUACUAGAUGCCUCACAUGAAAUAGUACUUACGUGAAAUGAGGCAUUAUGAAAAGGCAAGUAAGUAUAUAUGAAGAGAAAAUUGGUAACAAUUGUUUCAUAGGCUCAAGACUGAAAUAAUGGGAUUACAUUAUUUAACCACAGACUUCCUCUUGCUUUUUUUUUUUUUAGACUUGUAAAUUGAAUGUUUUGUUCUAUGAGAAUGAAGUACGGAUAUAUGUAUAUAGGUGUACAUAACAAAUAUUUUUAUUUUGCCUACUCUGAAGUGAGAGGAGUGGGAAUGGCAUUACUGUAGAAUAAAUCAUUGUACUUUUAACAUCAGAAGAAAUCCUGUUGCUCAUCAGGCCUAACCUAGUUUUAUUGAGAGAAACAGAUUGAGUCCUCUUGUCUAAGUUAGAGCUGGCACAGAACUGAAACCUCUAGAAUGCUAUUCCAGUAAUUUUUCCACUACAUACUACCUUCUUAAUGGGUUCUGAGACACAUUUUAUUUUUGACAGGAAGGAAGAAAAGUAGAGGGGGAAAUGCAUAUCUGUGUGUUAUCUUGAGUAAUGUACAGGCCUUGAUUUGUGAUUAUACCACUUUGGUGCAAGUGUCAAUUAAGAGGUUUGUCUAUAAAUCUUAUGUAGAAUAGGCUUAAAUUUUUUGUUUGAGUCAUGAAAUUAUAUGAGGUGAUGAAAUAUUUGUCUAUGUUAAAGCUAGACAGCAGAGGUUAAAAAUAAAGAUGUAACUGGAUAGUUUGGAUAGCUGCUUAUUUGAAUCUUUCAGACAUUGAAAAUGUCUUCCUUGAUAACAUGUAUUUCCUUCUUGAAUUUUACAGGUCUUAAGAUAAAAAAUUCUUAUCAUUUGUGGUUCUACCUAAAAGCAGACUUAAAAGACAUGUGGCAAUAAAAAGGGAAAUGAUUAAAUUAGUUUUUAAAUGGGUUUAGGAGGUAAUAUCCUGAUUAUAUUUGGUCCUUGCUAAAAGCAAGUUUAAAGGACAACUCGAAAGCUGGGCUUGUUGGCACAUGCCCAUAGUCCCAGGACUAUAGGGAUUUGAGGUAUGAGGAUGGCAAGUUUGAGCCCAGUAUGGGCAACUGAGUGACUUAGUGAGACCCUGUCUCAAAAUAAAAAGGAGCUCAGUAUGAAGUCCCUAUGUUCAGUCUCAGGGCAAGUAGCAGUGGAAAGGCAAUUGGCCAUAGAAAGGGAAGAGAUUGAGUUAGUAAUUUUUAAAGUCCCCAAAGAAAAAUCCAGACCCAGAUGGCUCUACCACUAAAUUCUACCAAACAUUAAAAUUAUAUCAGCUCUUAGCAAAUUACCCCCAAAAGAGGAGAGUAUACUUCCCAACUCAUCCUGUGAGGUCAUUGUUACCAAGAUACCAAAAUUAGACAAGAAAGCUACACAUGUACACAGCUAUAAUCCUAGCACUUGGGACCUGAGGCAAGAAGAUUGGAAGUUUGAGGCCAGCCU